Mya arenaria is the source of this 744-nucleotide messenger RNA. Its product is annotated as putative nuclease HARBI1. The coding region runs from base 280 to 744 and encodes 154 amino acids. The transcript is spliced from 2 exons. Lineage: Eukaryota; Metazoa; Mollusca; Bivalvia; Myida; Myidae. The record is from RefSeq and is a predicted model, not a curated record.
GCUGGAAUCAAUUAUUUAACACAGCUGAUCGGGGCUAACAUUUCACCUAAAGCAGCCAGAAAUAACGCCUUAAAUGCUGAACAAAAAAUCUUGAUUACAUUACGAUAUUUAGCAACUGGCUUAAUACAGUUAAAUGAUGCGGACAUACAUGGCGUCAGUCAGCCAACAGUGUCACGUGUGUUGACUGAAGUUAUUAAUGCUCUGUCAUCACCUGCGUUGAUUAGGCAAUUUAUUAGGUUUCCAGGUAGUGUUGAAGAAUUCAGACGGAAUGCCGUGCAAAUGCAGGGGAUUGCACGGUUUCCGAAAGUCAUUGGGGCCAUAGACGGAACCCAUAUUAACAUUGCCUCACCCAAUCAACAUGAAGAAAUUUAUGUCAACAGAAAAGGGAAACAUAGUAUAAAUGUUCAAGUUGUUUUUGACGGAUGGUACAAUAUAAUUGAUGUUGUUGCACGCUGGCCUGGAUCCGUGCAUGACAGUAGAGUUUUAAGAGAAAGCUCGUUAAACAACCUUUUUGAGAAUGGCCACAUGCCACACGGUUUCCAUCUGCUUGGGGACAGCGGCUAUCCAGCCAAAAGGUGGCUGCUUACCCCUUUCCUAGCUCCGCAAACCCAGGCCGAACAAGCCUAUAACAGGAGCCACAAAGUCACUCGAGCUUUGGUUGAGAGAGGGAUAGGUCAGUUAAAGAGGAGAUUUGGCAUUCUACAUAGGGAAAUAAUCCUCCAGCCAGUUAAAGUGUGCAGGUGA